CGCGGGCGGAGCGGGCUGAGCGGGCUGAGCGGGCUGAGCGGGCCGGAGCGGCGGGGCCGAGCCCGCGAGCCGCCGGCAUGACGGGCCGCGUGUGCCGCGGCUGCGGCGGUACGGACAUCGAGCUAGACGCGGCGCGCGGCGACGCCGUGUGCACCGGCUGCGGCUCAGUGCUCGAGGACAACAUCAUCGUGUCCGAGGUGCAGUUCGUGGAGAACAGCGGCGGCGGCUCGUCGGCCGUGGGCCAGUUCGUGUCGCUGGACGGUGCUGGCAAAACCCCAUCCCUGGGCGGCGGCUUCCACGUGAACCUGGGAAAAGAGUCGAGAGCACAGACCCUGCAGAACGGCCGGCGGCACAUCCAUCACCUGGGGAACCAGCUGCAGCUGAACCAGCACUGCCUGGACACGGCCUUCAACUUCUUCAAGAUGGCCGUGAGCAAGCACCUGACCCGCGGCCGCAAGAUGGCCCAUGUGAUCGCAGCCUGCCUCUACCUUGUGUGCCGGACAGAGGGCACGCCGCACAUGCUCCUGGACCUCAGCGACCUGCUCCAGGUGAACGUGUAUGUGCUGGGCAAGACGUUCCUCCUCCUGGCGCGAGAGCUGUGCAUCAACGCACCGGCAAUAGACCCCUGCCUGUACAUCCCACGCUUCGCCCACCUGCUGGAGUUCGGCGACAGGAACCACGAGGUGUCCAUGACGGCCCUGAGGCUCCUGCAGAGGAUGAAGAGGGACUGGAUGCAUACGGGCCGGCGUCCCUCAGGCCUCUGUGGGGCAGCACUUCUGGUUGCAGCCAGGAUGCACGACUUCCGGAGAACAGUCAAAGAGGUCAUCAGCGUGGUCAAGGUGUGCGAGUCCACGUUGCGGAAGAGGCUCACGGAAUUUGAAGACACGCCCACCAGUCAGCUGACCGUGGACGAGUUUAUGAAGAUUGACCUGGAGGAGGAGUGUGACCCCCCCUCGUACACAGCCGGGCAGAGGAAGCUGCGUGUGAAGCAGCUUGAACAAGUCCUGUCAAAAAAACUGGAGGAAGUUGAAGGUGAAAUAUCCAGCUACCAAGACGCAAUUGAGAUUGAACUAGAGAACAGCCGGCCCAAGGCCAAGGGAGCCCUGGCCAGCCUGGCGAGAGAUGGCUCCGUCGAGGACACCACAGCCAGCUUGUUUGGUGAAGAGGACGCCGAGGACGAGGAGCUGGAGGCCGCUGCUAGCCACCUAAACAAGGACUUCUACCGGGAGCUGCUUGGUGGCAGCAGCCUGGAGGCGGCAGGCAGCCCCGACGGGGGCAGCAGGCCCCCUGCCCUAGAGUCCCUGCUCGGCCCCCUACCCACGGCAGCCAGCCUGGGCAUCUCAGACUCCAUCCGAGAGUGCAUCUCCUCCCAGAGCCGGGACCCCAAAGACGCUUCCGGGGACGGCGAGCUAGACCUCAGCGGCAUCGAUGACCUGGAGAUCGACAGGUACAUCCUGAACGAGGCAGAAGCCCGUGUGAAGGCGGAGCUGUGGAUGCGAGAGAACGCCGAAUACCUGCGGGAGCAGAAGGAGAAGGAAGCCAGAAUCGCAAAGGAGAAGGAGCUGGGCAUCUACAAGGAGCACAAGCCCAGGAAGUCGUGUAAGCGCCGGGAGCCGAUCCAAGCCCGCACGGCCGGGGAGGCCAUCGAGAAGAUGCUAGAGCACAAACGCAUCUCCAGCAAGAUAAACUACAGCGUGCUCCGGGGCCUGGACAGCACGGGCACCAGCCGCCCGCAGAGGGAGGGCGCGCCACCCAAGGACAGUGCCGGCCCCAGGAGGCUGCCACGCAGGAAGGUGCUGGCUGGCAGGAGCAGGGGGGACCCCGUGGCCAGCCUGGGGAAAAGGUUGAGGCCAAUGGUGUCCAUGCAGCCAGCUAAGAAGGCAGCUGUGGGAGAGUCCCUGCUCCCGAGCCCUCCCACCUUGGGAGCUGAGCCUGCGAGGCCUGUGGCUGUUGUGGUGGAGAGCGGGCCUGUGUUGUACCAUGCCGCCGAGGAGGACGGCGAGGACGAGGAGCCCGACGAGGAGGAUGGCGAGCCCUGCGUCAGCGCCCUGCAGAUGAUGGGUGGCGAUGAUUACGGCUGUGAUGGUGACGAUGACGAUGGUUACUGAGGUGUGGCCUCGUAGAGUCAUGUCCUGCUGGUGUCCCGCUGGUGUCUUAUUGGGGAGCAGACGGGGCCUCUGGGCCCGGAGCCCCAGGCGUGAGCACCGAGACUCUUGGUGACGAGAGGGUGCUGCCCUGCGCUCUCCACAGCCCUCGUCCCACGGCCAUGUGUGGCGUCUGUGGCAUUUGCUGUGGGGACCACGUUUUGAGCAAUGUAAGGCGUGUUUCUCCCCAGCACAGGAGACUGGACCGACGUCUGCAUGUGACUGGUCAGACAGGGUCUCGUGGCCCGCGCACCUUCACAGGUGGGACUGCCGUGUCCCUUGUGAGCACAGAGGCGCAGCGCAGUGGGGGGGCAGUCGGGCCCCGCUCUCGGCCCCUCCCCUACUCGCUGUCACAGAAGCACUUAUGUCCAGCCCCUCCCUCUGCUGGUCCAGCAGUCCUGUGCCUCCAGCGGCAGUCCCCAGCCAGACCCAGGCCUCCUUGCUGUGGCCUGGGAUCACGCGGACCAGAGCCCAGGAGCCCUGGGGCUACCUGAGCCAGGACAGCUGUCAUGCUUUGCGUCUGAGCGAACAUCCAUCCGGUCAGCACCCCAGGGGAAGGCAGGCAGGGUCUCCGAGCCCACCACUUGCUCUGGAUGGUCCCUACCCCCUGGACCACCCUGUGGGCCAGGCCUGGUCAUCGGAGGCCCAGAGACCACUGUCAGGGCAUCGUGGCUCUGGACAUGGCCAGGGAGGGCGGGCAGGGGCUUCUGCCCCUCAAGGCCCUGGUCUUGGCUCCACCCCAUGCCCCUGAAAUGGAUGACCAUGGUGGCAGAGCCCCCGCACACACUUUUGCAGGGCCCUGCACUCUGUCUCUUGGGACAGGCCGGGCCCCCUCACAGAGUGCAACCGUCUGCAGGUCAGGACUUGGAGGGCAUGUGCCUGCACCUGUUGGCCUGCCUCGGCCUUCUGGGAGGCAUGUGGGGAUGGGUUUUGUGGACCAGAAGGUCCAUUACUUGAGCAGAAAGCUUCAGGCUGUGGCCCAUGAUCCCACAUAUGGCUCUGUAGUCCAAGGGGGGCUGGGAGACCCCAUGUUGGAGGAGGGCCACAGUGGGUGGCUGUGGUCAGGCCCGUCUGGCUGAAGCAGGAGUGAAACCCCAGGACGGGGGGCAGGGAGGAGGGGCCGGUGGGGAGUGGCUGUCCCGUUGAGAGGGUGAGGUGGGGAGCAUUCAGCACAGGGUCCUGGGGCAGUGGGGACCUGCACCAUGGAUGUGGGUGACAGCUGGUGCUGGUGCCACACACACAUUAAUGAGGGAGCAGGGCCAAAGGUGAGCAGCCAGCAGCUGGCACGGUGGCUCGGCUGUGGUCACCUCUGCAGGCCCCGCAUGCACCUCCAUCCAUGUCUGCUCACUGCCUCCCAUCUCGGAGGAUGGCCUGUUCCUUAGGCCCAGGGAAUUGGGGGUGGCCCCCAGCGCUCAUGUGCUGUCUGGACGUCUGCCCUAAAACCGGUCUCUCAGCUGCUGGCCCAGGAGUGGCCCUGGCGGCCAGUCCGGGACACCUCCCCAUCUGCAGCUCUGCUGGGUGGGCGGCAGGAGGAGGCAGGGCCCUGGGGUCCCCCGCCCCUUGGUGAGCCGAGCCCUCUGCCUCCACACUGACGUCUCAGGGUCAGGGUCACUGAGGUGCUCUGCUGCGGGGUGGGGGUCAGGCCAGGUGUGGGGGAGUCAGCACCACCAGGGUACACCUGGCAGUGGGCUGUUCGGUACUCUGUCGGGGCAGCUCCAUGCUCUGCCGUCCAGUACCCCCGAGCCUGAGGCCUUCCCCAGUCUGAGCAAGCGCCAGUCAUCAGGGUUAAGUCACGGGCUCCCCCAUGGCUCCUGGCAGGUCUCAGGUGACGCCAGAGGCACAGGAGCUUGAGUGAGCGCUGAAGGCCACCCAGCUGGGAGGUGGCCUCCUUGGUACCUAUCCUGACAGCUGCCCUCCUCCUGAGGGUCCAGCUGUACCUGUGCUUGGCAGGAACAGGGCCCUCCUGGACCCAGCAGGGACAGCAGGCUUCCUGGUGAGAGCACACAGCUGUCCCGCCCACUUGUAUGUGUCCUCCCAUCUGAACACAGUGUGUCCUGACCCACUCCUGGAUGCACAUGUCCUGUGGGGUGCAGGCACAGGGGCUCCGACAGGACUGGGGCCACACCCCCGGGACAGCCGAGCCCAUGCCCGGGGCCUUUGGUUGCUCUAGAUGGUCUAGUAGGGCACUGACAGGGCCGGCCCCUUACCCACUCCCCCCAGAAGACGGGGAGGGGACUGGCCCAGGCCCCCUGCUCCAAGCCAGAACUAGGACUACAGGUCACCUUCCUGGCUGGAAUGAGCAAAAGGGGGCAGUGCCCACUCACUGCCCCAGGCCCCUCCAGGGCCAAGGGCAGGUCUGAGGCCCCCACCCACUCAGGUGCCCACGCGAGGCUGGACCACAUCCUGAGCCUGCCGUGGCAGCCCAGCCCUGGCGUCCUGAGCUAGCAGUGGGAAUGGGGGCAGGGGACAGUGGCAGGAGCACCCUUCUGUGUCCACCUCCCAAGAGCUGUGCUCUCUGGAUCAUGUCUGUAUAGUCACUCAGAAAGGUCAGCCUCAGCCCUGCUCGCCCAUCCGCUGCCACCAGUCACCAGUGACUGGUGGGUCACACCUGCCUGCUGGGCUUCAGGCAUUGCAUGUCCUGGGGCCUGGGCCA
Molecule: messenger RNA, 4797 nt
Organism: Rhinolophus ferrumequinum (greater horseshoe bat)
Lineage: Eukaryota; Metazoa; Chordata; Mammalia; Chiroptera; Rhinolophidae
Gene: BRF1
Product: BRF1 RNA polymerase III transcription initiation factor subunit
Exons: 18
Coding region: 78-2108 (676 amino acids)
Biological process (GO): transcription by RNA polymerase III; DNA-templated transcription initiation; transcription preinitiation complex assembly
Cellular component (GO): transcription preinitiation complex; transcription factor TFIIIB complex; nucleus
Molecular function (GO): RNA polymerase III type 3 promoter sequence-specific DNA binding; RNA polymerase III general transcription initiation factor activity; TBP-class protein binding
Source: RefSeq, a predicted model, not a curated record